GUUCAAGUUUGUUGACGUCCUCAUCAACGCAAGACCGAAAGAUCACUAGAAGAGUAUAUACAUUCUUUUUUUUUUCGAUUUCACGGUUCUAGUGCGGAAACGCGAACCGUUCUCGACUAAGUAAAUGCGUUCUUUUUUGCACGACCGAGACCACCGAUUAUUCGUUUAUAACUCCUAGAGGAUUCCCACCAGCUCGUACUAGUCGUGCUUUUUUAUCCACGAGCUUUUCAGGUUCUUUCAUUUUUCAGAGGGAUCACAAACGCGCAGCAAAAUGACGAAGCAGGACACGAAGACCACGCGUAGUAGCCGGUCUUCCUCGCCUUCGCCGGAUGCCAAGAAGCGAAAGGUGGACCAAUUGGUCGCUUUGAAGCAGAUGAGCGGCGUGGUCGCGGACACGGGGGAUAUCGAAAAAAUAAAAACCUUCAAACCCGAAGACGCGACGACAAACCCGACACUGUUGCUGCAGGCGUGCGGUAUGCCCGAGUACAAAUCCAUCGUGGAUGCCGCAGUGAAAAAGGCCAAGGAAUCGGUGUCAGCAAAGGUAGAUUGUUUUUGCAAUACGGCUUCUAAUGAACCAACGUAGUACACUGUCACGCAAACCCUAAACCCUAAACACUGUCACAAAAAAUGCUUACCCGGAUGAACAACCUUUCAACCUUUCUUCCCAACGUCCCAACAGGCUUCCCAAGACGAACUGCUGGGCGCUAUCUGCGACCAACUUGCCGUGUCCUUUGGUUGUGAGAUUUUGAAGCUCGUACCUGGGUAUGUGUCCACCGAAGUCGACGCUGAUUUGUCUUUCGACACCGAGGCCAGCUUGGCAAAGGCGAGGAAGAUUAUCAAGAUGUAUGAGGCGGCGGGGUUUAAAAAGGAGAGAAUCCUGAUCAAGCUUGGGUAUUAAUAUCAUCACAUGUUGUUAUUUCAUCAAGAUCUGGUGUUUUUUGUCAUGCGUGAUUCCGUCUUCUGGUACACCAUCGACUUCUGUGAAACAACCUGACUUGAUAUCUAAGGUCCACCUGGGAGUGCAUCCGUGCGUGCGAGAUUUUGGAAAAGGAGGGCAUCCACUGCAACAUGACGCUCCUCUUCUCCUUCUGCCAAGCACGAGCCUGCGCCGAAGCGGGGGCGACCUUGAUUUCGCCGUUUGUGGGGAGAAUUUUGGACUGGUUCAAGAAGGCACAGCCAGACGCGGAUUUCACCGGGGAGAAGGACCCAGGGGUGAAGAGCGUCAAGCAAAUUUACGAGUAUAAAAGAGUUCUUUGCUUCAUACGUCGCACAGCCACUUCAAGAUUACACCAUGUUGUGCUGCAUCCAUUGUUUUAAAAAUGAAACCAACCGCCUGUCAUGUAAGUUGUCUACAAGACGGCGUGCGAAGAAGCCACCAUUCCUCGAUUUCCUGUCAGGUACUACCGCCAACACGACUACAAAACCAUCGUGAUGGCCGCAUCCUUCCGUACGAAGGAAGAGAUCUGCUGCCUCGCGGGCUGCGACAAGCUCACCAUCGGGCCGAAGUUCCUCGCCGAGCUCGAAGCCAGCAGCGAGGGGUUACCAAAAAAACUGGCUCCAGAACUGGUGAAGAAGGCAGAUGGAAAAAAGCCGGGCAAACUGACGGAGAAAGAAUUUCGAUGGAUGUUGAACGAGGAUCAAAUGGCAACGGAGAAGUUGAGCGAGGGCCUGCGAAAUUUCGGCAAGGAUCUGGGAAAGCUGAAGGAACUGAUUAAGACGAAGUUCUUGUGAAGGAUUUUUUUUGAUCGAGUUCAACUCUUCUUCUUGCACUUGAUUUUGCGUCUCUUCCUAGUAGAAGAUUGACCGUGGUAUUUUUUCCAUCUCGUAGGAUUUUCUUGACUAAGUCGUAUUCAGUCCUUCACGGCGGCGGCGCCUCGGUGUUUUUUUACUUGCGCAAAAAGAAAAACUGUCAAACUUUACCUUCGUCUGCGAAGUGAAGGCACUCAGCGCGCAACAAAAUGAAAAUCAAUUUAAUAUAAACAAU
Amoebophrya sp. A120 is the source of this 1984-nucleotide messenger RNA. NCBI's taxonomy places the organism in Eukaryota, Dinophyceae, Syndiniales, Amoebophryaceae. The record is from the annotation of a GenBank genome assembly.